Cuscuta epithymum is the source of this 1673-nucleotide messenger RNA. NCBI's taxonomy places the organism in Eukaryota, Viridiplantae, Streptophyta, Magnoliopsida, Solanales, Convolvulaceae. The record is from the annotation of a GenBank genome assembly.
CAAAUAUACUUGUAAAUGGUUAAUAUAGAUAAAUUAUGUUUAUGAACAUGCAUUGAUUCCAUGGGGAUGACACUCCAUCCCUGAGAACCCCAUCACGGUCGACACGCCAUCCCUGAGAACCCCAUCACCGGACACUGGUCGAACAGUUAACUGAGAAAAUGUAAUUUGGAUUUUAAUCAUAAGCUAACAGACACUGAGUAAGGCACAAGGUUUGACCCAAGUACUUGUAGAGGCCUUAUACAAUUCAUGUAUUGAUUCAAUGCUUUGUACAUUUGUGUGUGCACUUUGGCAUGAAAAUAAAUGUUUGAGGACACGCAAAAAUGCACAAUAGUUAUCUGUGUAAAAAAUCGGGCUUUUCACUAAUUUUACUAAAAUAUUGUGUUGAAAAAGAUCAUGUUUUGAGUUUUACAAAACGUAAAUUGCCCCUAUCAAGCACCAAUGACAUCAUCUCGACCAAAGAUAUCAUGCACUGACACCACCACUCAUAUCACAGCCGAUAGUGAAACUACCUAAGUCACAAGUGAUUAGAUUUUAUCACUGACUGACGACCCAUUAACCCUUGCUCAUCCAGUUCCCCGGAUGCCUCAGUGACUCGUCGUCACCAUUGAUCCCGCCACCUUUAGUCACGAACCUUCACUAUUGAGACUCCAUGAUCUAUUGCCACCCAUGACUCAGAAUCCCUCAUUAGUCUCAAUAGUUCCCACCACAGGCCUCCACUAUCCCACAAGCCCUGUCACAACCCCAAUGGCCUCACCACUUCCGUACCAACCCCAUCAUUGUCUCAAUAGCUCCCACCACUGCCCCACUAGCCUCACCACUCCCAUACCAGCCCUGUCACUACCCCAUCAAUCCUGUUACGACCCUUACAUCUCCUUCACUGUUCCCAUCAGCCUUAUCACUCCCCGCCGUCAUGUUAUGACCCCAACAUCCAUUUCACCAUCCCACCAGUCCCGCAAGGGGCGGAGCUAGGGCACUGGGUCGUACUGGGCCGGUACAAAGAAUAUUUUUGAAAUUUUUUUACAUAAAAUUUUUUACACUAAAAAUACAAGCAUUUUUAAAAUUUGGGUUGGGUCAGGGCCAGGGAUGGCCCUCCCCUAGCUCCGCCCAUGGGUCCCGCCACUGCUCCACCAACCUCGUCUUCAGCAAUGUCAUCAUCACCAUCGUGGGAAACCUAGGCAGAUGAGGUAAGGUGGAUGUGAGAGAAAGAAGGUGCAAAUGGGUUAUUGGUGAAGGAUGACAUAUAUAAUUAAACUUUUUAAUAUGUAUAUAAGGGUAUUUCAAUCCUUUCAAUUCUACUGUAGUCUUAAAGAAAAAACUGUAAUCUUUUUUGUUCAAAUUAAGUCCUCAUCUUUUUUUUUCCUAUCGAAUAAAUGUACUCCUUCCGAUCCGUUAAGAUUGUUUCAUCUUUCUCUUUUUGUCAAUUCCAUUAAGAUUGUCUGAUUCCAAAUUUAAUAAUGCUUGUGUGGUUCUAAUCAUUUUUACUUUAUCCCCACUUAUCUAUUUCAAUACACAUCACAUAAAUUCACUUUUCUUGUAUGUACAUUAUUAAAUUUAGCUUUAACUAAGGACCCAAGAAAAGGGAUAACCGGAACAACAAUAUCACAUUUAUGAGAGCAUCUUCAUUCAUGAUACUCAAUUUUACGAUUUUUUAUGGCUUGUUAUUGAUAUGUCAC